Molecule: messenger RNA, 1099 nt
Organism: Patella vulgata (common limpet)
Lineage: Eukaryota; Metazoa; Mollusca; Gastropoda; Patellidae
Product: bile salt-activated lipase
Exons: 3
Coding region: 80-1036 (318 amino acids)
Source: RefSeq, a predicted model, not a curated record
GUUUACCAUUACCAAGAUAAAUUACAUACGUUUUUCGAAAGAACAUUAUUUUACAACCUACCAAGUCACUCAAUGAAGCAUGGCUAUUUGCAGCUGCAAAAAUGUCCUUUAUAUGUGGACAAUUUUAUUCGUUUUGCUCCCAAAUGUCAAGCUACAACAGAAUCUUGCGCUUAAAAAUUUCCUAACAAUCCUAGCCAACACAAAGUCGCCAACAUCAAAUGCAGUGUCUCCAAAUGCGGCUUCUCAAAUUGCUCCGGUUUAUAAAACUGAUCCCAUGUCAUUCACAGUACAAGAUAAUGGAAUACCAACUAAACAAGUUGGUUCCUUUAUAAUAGCAUCACCAAAUACUGGAGGUAGUUCCCCUGAUAACCAGGUCGGAGGGUUUGUGCCUCCUGGAAAUACUGGAAUAAUAAAUAAACCAAUCGAUGGCAGUGAAUCAAAGUAUCCGCCCAGUGGUGGGUCGGGGACAACUUAUCCAAACAAUGGUGGGAGUGGAACGGGGACACCUUACCCAAAUACAGGCGGUAGUGGAACGGGAAUAACAUAUCCUAAUACUGGUGGUGGUCCAACAUAUCCACCUGGAAGUGGAACAACCUAUCCAGAUAAUCGGGGUGGAUCAACGUAUCCGCCCGGUGGUGGACAUACACAUACUGAAGGCGGUUCCCCAUAUCGACCAUACCCGAAUACUGGUUAUCCAUCACACCACCACGGGGGAAUGUUUUCAGGGCACCUGUACCAUGGUCCGAGUAGUUGGAUGCACAACCCUUUCAUGGCAUUUGUGGAUGGAAUGGCACGUAUCCAUGCUUUAAGGAGACUAGGUUGCCGUACCAUAUCAGAUAUGUAUCAGUUGGGUUUACCACCGCUCGCUUCUAUAUCGUGUACCCACAUGUGUCCACCUUCUCAUAGGUGUGUUCAUGCUUCACAGUCCUACCACCACACCAUUGGAUUCUGUUGUCCAUUUUUCGUGGAUGAGUAUGUUAUACAGUUUCAAACUAUGAUGGGUCGAUAUUCAGUGAUGAACGAACACUUCUUCUAAUAAUAACAGAUCCAUUGUGUUGUUAUUCUGUUACUGAAUAAAUUGUGCUUUAGGUUUGUUUAA